Cyprinus carpio (common carp) is the source of this 1854-nucleotide messenger RNA. RefSeq names its product beta-1,4 N-acetylgalactosaminyltransferase 2-like. Gene Ontology annotation, cellular component: Golgi membrane. Lineage: Eukaryota; Metazoa; Chordata; Actinopteri; Cypriniformes; Cyprinidae. Gene Ontology annotation, molecular function: hexosyltransferase activity. Gene Ontology annotation, biological process: UDP-N-acetylglucosamine metabolic process; UDP-N-acetylgalactosamine metabolic process. The record is from RefSeq and is a predicted model, not a curated record.
CUUCGAUGCCAGAGCUCCGUUUUGCUGAUAACUAACAGAUAAUCACCAGAAAUGAAUUACAGCUUUCUCCUGAAGUUAUUCCUGACUGGGCUCUGUCUUACUGCACUGGGUAUUUAUAGUAUACAAAGUGGCUUUCUGGAUGUUACAGAUGACAUAAGAAGACUGUUGCCAUCAGGCACAAGGCUACUCCAAUUUUCUAAACAAAGAGUGUAUGACCGCAACAUUGGGCCAUUUCCCAGUAAAAAUCGUUCGUCUUGUUCCUGUAAAGGAUAUGCUUUAAAUGCUCAAAAUGUGCCAGUGGAUGAACUGGAAGACCUUCAGAGACGUCGGUCUGAGGAGUACCGGCAAUACCAGCUCAGGAUGGGGACAAAAAUGGAGUCACUUAUACUUGCCCAACCCAACUCACCCCUCCAAUAUCCCAUCCAGGGUUUCGUAGUGGCACCUCUUGCAAAAAGUGUGAUACCCGGUUUGGCUCUGCAUGCACAAAAAAGAAGACUAUAUAAGGUGUCUUUGAGUGUGAAGAAAGGAGUGCUCUCAGUGGAGGAUGUUCUGGAUGGAGAUCAGGUGGAAGGACAGGGUCAGAGUAAUCUGACCAUCUCAUCCAGCAGCCGCACACAUCUGAAUGAUCUGCUCUCCAGAGUGACCUACACCAGCACCAUCUACCAUGUCAAGACUAAAGAUCUGGUUAAUUUUUCUUUUGAGGACUAUGAGGCCAUAUUUCCCGUUGUGAUCAAGAGAUCCUCAGUUCCUGUUCUGUAUGACCCAGGGACAGAUAUUAACUCACAGGUGACCAUAACAACCAAGACCUUUCUGAGAUAUGACGAGCUGAACGUUCUCAUCAACAGCAUCCGGCAGUUUUACCCCAAAAUCAAGAUCAUCAUUGCAGACGACAGCCUGGAGCCACAAAAUGUGACUGGCUUCAACUUAGAGCACUACAUUAUGCCACCUGCACAGGGCUGGUUUGCAGGCAGGAAUCUGGCCAUAUCUCAGGUUACCACUAAAUAUAUCCUGUGGGUUGAUGAUGACUACAUAUUCAAUAACAAUACACGGAUUGAAAGCUUUGUGGAGAUAAUGGAGAAAGUUCCAGAACUGGAUGUGGUUGGCGGUGCAGUGGGAAGAAAUCAGUUCUUUUUCCGCCUUCAGUACGAGGAAGGUGAUGAAGAGGAGGGCGGUUGUCUCAGACGUUUGCAUGGGAGGAGGAUUCAAUCAGUUCCAGGCUUUGACGGCUGCUUCUUUGUAGAUGGGGUCGUCAACUACUUUCUGGCACGGACAGAUUCUGUGCGACGGGUUGGCUUUGAUCCGUUUCUGAAGAGGGUGGCUCACACUGAGUUUUUUCUUGAUGGUCUUGGAGAUUUGCUGAUUGCCACCUGCAAAGGACUUUCAGUCGGCCACCAGAAGAAGCGCAAACAAAGCAAAUACAGACGCUUUAGGUUUCCAGGACGAACGGAUGGAAGAAACAAACUGGCCCAUCAUUACUUCAAGAAUUAUUUGAAAUGCAUCAAGUACUGAGGGACUUCUAAGGAGAAGGGUGACCAUUAUUGGACCUCAUUAAAAAUAAUCUAUAUGAGCAAAGGUUCGCCUGAGAAGUGUUUUGGUAAAGAAAAGAGUAGUGAAGUUGAGUGACAUUUAAGACAAAUUAACAAUUCAGUCAGUGGAAUCAGCAUCAACAAAAACCAUGAACCAAGUUUGUGUCUUCAGGAGAAGAACUGAUCUCUGGGAAUGAAUAUUUUCACCAUAUUAAUUUACAUAAAACACUUUUUUCAUAUUUAUUACUGUGGGUUACUGUUAUGAAAUAAAAUAAAUGCUUUUUAUACAUUACAGUGCUAUAAAUAUGACUGUUAUGUGCAAUAAUGG